This is a messenger RNA of Lycium ferocissimum, 1921 nucleotides long. RefSeq names its product rRNA (cytosine-C(5))-methyltransferase NOP2C. Gene Ontology annotation, molecular function: S-adenosylmethionine-dependent methyltransferase activity. The transcript is spliced from 11 exons. NCBI's taxonomy places the organism in Eukaryota, Viridiplantae, Streptophyta, Magnoliopsida, Solanales, Solanaceae. The coding region runs from base 299 to 1504 and encodes 401 amino acids. The record is from RefSeq and is a predicted model, not a curated record. Gene Ontology annotation, biological process: RNA methylation.
AUGAAGCGAGUCCGCCGUAUCUACUGGAGUGCGACCCAAGCCCAACAAAUUGCUUGCUGAAUCCCGCUACUGUUGUUCUUGCUGCCAUUUUAUGUGAACUCAGGGGUUUACAUGGAAAUUUUUGAAAGGCAUUUGUAGUUCCAUUUUUUACAGUUUCUUGUUCAUGGUAAAAUUGAGCUACCAAUAAAAUAAAAUUCCCCUUUUCCUCCCUGAAUUUACUUUUAUACAAAUUUUUGAGUACAUAAUCAACAAAUCUUCCAGCAUAUUACAUCCCCGAUUUUCUCUUACAGUUCUGCGGAUGAUGGAUGUGGAAGAAACCUCAAGUUUGCCUCUGCCAGAAGCUUUUAUUAAUUUUCUGAAUCAACAUGGCUUGGAUCCUUCUAUAUAUACUGCCACUGAAACUACACCUCGUUAUAUAAGGUUAAAGCCCGGCUAUGGGGAUUGUCUUGAAGAGAUCGAAACUGAUAUUAGAUGCAAGCUUGAAAAAGUUUGUUGGUUGCCCAAUUUCUAUUAUCUUCCACCUGAUGUUCGAAUUGCUAGUUCGAAGGCAUACCAAGAAGGGAAGAUGUAUGGAAUUGAUGCGGCAUCCGGAGCUGCUGUGACAGCUUUGGACAUUUCAGUUGGGGAUCAUGUCCUUGAUCUUUGUGCUGCACCUGGUGCUAAACUUUGUAUGAUGUUGGACAUUCUUGGCAGUUCGGGUUCUGUGACUGGUGUUGACAUUGCAAAACAUCGUUUAGCGGCCUGUAGAACCAUGAUACAGAAAUACGGUCUUGGUGACCAUUGUCGUCUUUUUGUUGCUGAUGGAACCAACUUUUCCCUUCUUCCUGUCAGGGUCCAUUCAGACUCUCCGUUGCAAAAUGAAAAUGCAGAUGAAUUUGCUUCCAGAGAAAAUUCUGAAGUAUAUAGGGAGUGGAAGUCCCGCAGACCAUGGAAAGAAAGGAAGAAGGAAGCUCUAGCGAGAGAAAAAGGUGUCUCCAAGCUAUUCUCACCAACUCAAGAACCAGAACUUAUAUUUUAUGGUCGGUAUUCUGGGGUGGUUGGGAUUAGAAAGAAUGAAUUAUAUCAAAAGAUGCCCAUCAGUGAGGUUUUGCAGCUCGGCUAUGACAAGGUUCUUGUGGAUGCAGAAUGUACCCAUGAUGGUUCUAUUAAGCACGUUCAGAAAUUUGAACAAUGGGGCUGGACAACCCUCGAGCGCCGCGUGCUAGAUGCAGAAAGAACCGAUGAUCUGACUGUCCUUCAGCUGCAACUUCUGACUAAUGGAUUCAGAUUGCUCAGAGCUGGGGGAGUCCUUGUCUACAGCACUUGCAGUUUAACCUUUGCUCAGAACGAAGAUGUGGUCGAGCAGUUUCUUUCGGAGAACACAUCUGCAGAAUUGCUAGAGAUUACUGCUGCCAAAAAUUGGCCAUGCAAAAGUGGUCGGAUACAGAAAACGUUACGGUUUGAUCCGUUGACAUCUAGUACGAGCGGACUCUUUGUUGCCAAGUUCACAAAGUUGGCCAUUUAGUCGAAAGGACGAAUUUCGAGGUUUUAGUGAUGUUGAAGUACCCUUAAUUGGCUUUGCUAUAUACAAGUGUAUUCGGUGUCCGAAACACGCAAGUUCGACUAAUCUGGGUUCGCGCCAUUCAAGGCUCACCGCGAGGCAAUUGGAUUACUCGAAAAACUUCUAUGCAAUUUUAAUUGUAGUCUAUGCACACGAUAAUAUCCUUAUUUAGGCUCAGUUUGUAGAUGAAAAUAGCUUCUUCUCUACAGAUGGAAAGGAAAAUCUGUUCCAUCAAAAGUUUUUGGAAUACAAAUUUUUUUACAAUAUGUUUGAGAAUUGAGGUGAAGGUUACUAUAACAGAUGUUUUGUUCUUAAAAAGUUAAACCAUGUACGUGUUAUAGACGACUCCUAAAAUAUGUAUAGAUUUUGUUUUAUGUGUCA